AACUCCCCCUAUCUGCCUGCUGCAGCAAUGGCGGCUCCCAUGUCCUGGAGGCGGCUGGUGUACUCUGUGUACACACCGGCCUUUGCCGGUGUCUUCACACGAAUAUCGGAUCGAUUCUUUCGCGCACGGGACAGAAGAAAAGGGUCCUCUGUGCUUCUGCUGGCCCCCCUCCUGGCUGAGGCAGAGCCGGCCCCCCACUGUGUCCCCCGGUCGGCAGGACUUAAGGAGACCGAUGGCCUUCUCACACAAUUCCAGUGGAUGGCUGAGCACGCGCCCGGCUUCAGGGUGCCGGGCACGAACAUCCACAUACUGUCCUCCCCCAGUCAGUUCUACCAAGCCAUCAAGUCGCGGAUCAAAACAGCCAAACGGCGCGUGGUGAUGGCCUCGCUGUACCUGGGCACGGGCCAACUGGAGCAGGAGCUGGUGGACUGUGUGGAGGAGGCCCUGGCGCGCUCGCAGCAGCCAGGCGACGGGCCUGCACUGCAGGUCUCCAUCCUGCUCGACUACAUGCGAGGAUCACGAGGCCGGCAGAAUUCCCGCACCAUGCUGCUGCCGCUGCUGCAGCGUUACGCGUCCCAGAUGCGGGUGUCCCUGUACCACACUCCUGACCUGCGGGGCCUGCUGCGCCUGCUGAUGCCCCAGCGCUUCAACGAGACCAUCGGAGUGCAGCACAUCAAGGUGUACCUGUUCGACGACAGCGUCAUCAUCAGCGGGGCCAACCUGAGCGACUCGUACUUCACCAACCGCCAGGACCGCUACGUCCUGCUGGAGAACUGCAAGGAGGUGGCGGACUUCUUCGCCUCACUGGUGGGGGCCGUGGGGGAUGUCUCACUGCAGCUGCACCCGGACGACUCGGUGUCCAUGCUGGAGGGCAGGGUGCACCCGUACAACGGCAACCGAAAGGAGUUCUCGGCGUCGGCCAGGGAGCACAUCAUGGGGGUGGUGAACACGGCGCGCCUGAGGCAGCACCUGUCCCACCACUGGCAGGACGAGGAGGAGGAGGAGCAGGCGGAGAGGAAAAAGGAGCAGCAGCAGGAGGAUGAGGAGGAGGGGGAGGAAGAUGAUAGGGACACAUGGGUGUUCCCCCUGGUCCAGAUGAAGCCCCUGGGGAUCAACAUGGACGAGCAGGUCACCCAGCGUCUGCUGACCAAGGGCGGCGCCGACGCCACGGUGUUCCUGACCUCGGGCUACUUCAACCUGACCCGCGCCUACAUGAGGCUGGUGCUGGGCGCCGCCGCCGACUACCGCAUCCUCACCGCCUCGCCGGAGGUCAACGGCUUCUACGGCGCCAAGGGCGUGGCCGGCGCCAUCCCCGCCGCGUACGUGCACAUCGCCCGGCAGUUCUACGGCAACGUGCGGCGGCUGGGCCAGCAGGAGCGCGUGCACCUCUACGAGUAUCACCGGCCGCAGUGGACCUUCCACGCCAAGGGUCUGUGGUUCUACCUGGGAGGCCAGGACCGGCCGUGUCUCACGCUCAUUGGCUCGCCUAAUUUCGGCUACCGCUCGGUUCACCGUGACCUGGAGGCCCAGAUCGCCAUAGUAACAGAGAAUCGGGAACUGCGGGCCCAGCUCCAGGAGGAGCACGAAAGGUUGUACCAGAGGUCCUCGGAGGUCUCCCUCGCCACGUUUGAGCGUCCCGAGUGCUUUGUCAAGCUGUGGGUUAAACUGGUCACGCCGGUCCUUAAGAACUUCUUCUGAGAGGUGCAGCACCUUGACAAGGGGACAGACAUGCUGGGGGGGGGGACUUCUUCAGCCAUGCCUUCGCCAUCACCCCCUUCUGAGGGUCCGCCGCAAAACUACUGGUUGAAAAUAUAAUCACUGUAACCCUCCUCAUCUCAGUAAUGUUUAUAUGGGCUCCUUGUCCUGAGCUGGUUUACAUGUUACUAACCGCAGAGCACAGUGGGGUCUUGCCUUUCUGAAACUAUUUUUAAAGAUUCCCUUGUUGUUGGUUUUUUAUAAUUCUACAUUUAUUAAAAAAAAACCUUAAUGGCAUCUCUGGAAUUGCUGUAAUAAUAUAUUCAAUAAUGGUUUUCCACUCUUUCUCAAAAAAAUAGAGCGUAAGUUACCUUAAGAAAAGGAACAUGCAUUGUAAAUAUGAUUUAUGGUUGAUUUUACUAUAUUAUUGAACUUGCCAGUUCCUAACGGUACAAUGUUGAUUUAUUGUUACCUUUUUUGUAAAUUAAACUAUACAGAGAACAAAACUUGUAACCAUUGGCUGGUGUUUGACCUUUUUGUAAUAAUAAUACGGACCUCUAUAAGGCCAUAGAUUUAGGCUCCCUACCGGGAAGGGCUGAACCCCUGUCGGCAUAACCUCCACAGAUAAACCCAUCUUGUCCAGCGGCCACUUGUUCUUGCUGUCCACACAAUGCAUUGCCGCCCAUGUCCAUGUCUCCAACCUUUAUGGACAAAUAUACAUGCAUGCAUGGUAGCUUUACAGAUUUGAGUGCAUUGGUAUUGGCUUAAAUAGCACAGAGCAAAAAGGAUUAUCUUGAGUCCAGGGAGCAAUUAACGAUUUCUUAAAACAGACGAGCAAAAACAAAACAUAAUUAUAUUUAAAUUGCAUUGCCAUUUUGAACCGAAUGCUAGAUAUAGGCAGAAUUAGUUCGCACCGCUCCAUGGAUC
Gadus chalcogrammus (walleye pollock) is the source of this 2622-nucleotide messenger RNA. Its product is annotated as CDP-diacylglycerol--glycerol-3-phosphate 3-phosphatidyltransferase, mitochondrial. Lineage: Eukaryota; Metazoa; Chordata; Actinopteri; Gadiformes; Gadidae. The transcript has 11 exons. Gene Ontology annotation, cellular component: mitochondrion. The record is from RefSeq and is a predicted model, not a curated record. Gene Ontology annotation, biological process: cardiolipin biosynthetic process. Bases 28 to 1698 code for a protein of 556 amino acids. Gene Ontology annotation, molecular function: CDP-diacylglycerol-glycerol-3-phosphate 3-phosphatidyltransferase activity.